This is a messenger RNA of Elaeis guineensis (African oil palm), 2240 nucleotides long. Its product is annotated as dihydroxy-acid dehydratase, chloroplastic. The record is from RefSeq and is a predicted model, not a curated record. Gene Ontology annotation, biological process: branched-chain amino acid biosynthetic process. Gene Ontology annotation, cellular component: chloroplast stroma. Lineage: Eukaryota; Viridiplantae; Streptophyta; Magnoliopsida; Arecales; Arecaceae. Gene Ontology annotation, molecular function: dihydroxy-acid dehydratase activity.
UUUUACCUCCUCUCCGCCACGCCGCCGCCGUCGUCGCUGGAGGUCCGCCGCCCCCGCCACCAUGCAAUCCUUUGCUAUCUCCUCACCCUUCCUCAACUUCCCCCCUUCUCCCAUCAAAACCCCGAGCUCCCGCCGUCAUCUACCCCUCCGGCCUCCCAUUUUCCCCCUCCGCGCCUCCUCCUCGGCCGAGCAUGGCCAGGUCGUCGAGAGCCCUCCGCCUCCACCGCCUGCGGUCCCUCCCACCCCUUACAAGCUCAACAAGUACAGCUCCCGAGUCACGGAACCCAAGUCCCAGGGUGGAUCGCAGGCCGUCCUAUACGGCGUCGGCCUCUCCGACGACGAUAUGAAGAAGCCCCAGGUGGGGAUCUCGUCUGUGUGGUACGAGGGUAAUACGUGCAACAUGCACCUGCUCCGGCUCGCCGAGGCUGUCCGGGAGGGCGUCCGCGAGGCCGGAAUGGUGGGGUUUCGCUUUAAUACCAUUGGGGUUAGUGAUGCUAUUUCCAUGGGCACGCGAGGCAUGUGCUAUAGCCUGCAGUCGAGGGAUCUCAUCGCCGAUAGUAUCGAGACCGUCAUGGCCGCCCAGUGGUACGAUGCUAACAUCUCUAUCCCUGGGUGUGAUAAAAAUAUGCCAGGUACAAUUAUGGCAAUGGGACGACUUAACCGACCAAGUAUAAUGGUUUAUGGUGGCACCAUUAAGCCUGGUCACUUCCAGGGCCAUUCGUAUGAUAUAAUAUCUGCGUUUCAGUGUUACGGAGAAUAUGUAAGUGGGUCAAUCAGUGAUGAUCAAAGAAUGAACGUGGUGCGCAAUUCUUGUCCUGGAGCAGGGGCUUGUGGUGGCAUGUAUACUGCAAACACCAUGGCAUCUGCUAUUGAAACAAUGGGCAUGUCGCUGCCUUACAGCUCUUCAACCCCAGCUGAAGACCCGCUAAAGUUAGAUGAGUGCCGCUUAGCUGGGAAGUAUCUUUUGGAAUUGUUAAAAAUGGAUUUGAAGCCUCAAGACAUUAUUACUGAGAAAUCAUUACGCAAUGCCAUGGUCAUUGUUAUGGCACUAGGUGGGUCUACUAAUGCUGUGCUGCAUUUGAUUGCUAUAGCUAGGUCUGUAGGUUUGCGAUUAACUCUUGAUGAUUUUCAGAAGGUUAGUGACAAGAUCCCUUUCCUUGCGGAUCUCAAGCCUAGUGGUAAGUUUGUCAUGGAAGACUUGCACAAGAUUGGAGGAACACCUGCAGUGAUUCGCUAUCUUUUGGAGAAAGAGCUUUUGGAUGGAGAUUGUAUGACUGUCACAGGGAAAACUCUUGCAGAAAAUGCCAAACAUUUUCCUUCUUUAACUGAAGGACAGCAAAUAAUACGACCACUUGAGAACCCGAUCAAAUCAACAGGACACAUUCAGAUACUUUAUGGGAAUCUUGCUCCAGAGGGUUCUGUAGCAAAAAUAACUGGCAAAGAAGGGUUAUUUUUCUCUGGUCCCGCACUUGUUUUUGAUGGUGAGGAGUCGAUGAUCGCAGCAAUUUCAGAAAAUCCUAUGAGCUUUAAGGGCAAGGUCGUUGUUAUCAGAGGAGAGGGACCAAAGGGUGGACCAGGCAUGCCUGAAAUGCUAACACCAACAAGCACAAUAAUGGGUGCUGGUCUUGGGAAGGAAUGUGCGUUGCUUACAGAUGGUAGGUUUUCUGGAGGGUCACAUGGAUAUGUUGUUGGCCAUAUAUGCCCUGAAGCACAGGAAGGAGGCCCAAUUGGCCUAAUUCAAAAUGGAGAUAUAAUCACCAUUGAUGUUCUAAAGAGAAGAAUGGAUGUCGAAUUGACCGAAGAACAGUUGGCUGAGAGGAGGAAAAAAUGGAGUCCACCAGCUUACAAAUCCACACGAGGAGUGCUGUACAAGUACAUCAAGAAUGUGCAACCUGCUUCAAGAGGAUGUGUAACAGAUGAAUAAGAAAGACCAAAUCGUCAAUUUGUGAUGAUAUAUUGGUGUUUACCAUCGGUGCACAUGCUUGCGAUUCUUCGAGAUGUAGGUCCUUUUGACUUUUCUGUUUAUCCUCGAGCAAACUGAAUGUUGGCACCAAUUUUUCUGUAUAGGUGGAUGUUGGAAGCUUAGUCUUAGUCCAUCUGCUUUUGACUGUAAAAGAACUUUCAGUAUUUUAAGUUUUUUGGAUGUGUAUUUUAAAUCAUCUUUUAGAAUUUUGAAAACCGUGCCAAUGUGUUGUGUGAGAACUUUUUAUUCUUAAAAUACCUUUGUGCUCUCCAUGGCU